Suillus subaureus is the source of this 2001-nucleotide messenger RNA. RefSeq lists its product as uncharacterized. The coding region runs from base 62 to 1612 and encodes 516 amino acids. The transcript has 3 exons. Lineage: Eukaryota; Fungi; Basidiomycota; Agaricomycetes; Boletales; Suillaceae. The record is from RefSeq and is a predicted model, not a curated record.
AGAUUUCUUCUCUUGGCAUGACCUUGCAAACUAGGUGACCAAGAAUUAAUCAGUCAUCUCAAUGUCCAAAGACCUUGAGCUGCAAAUUUCCACACUUCGCAAAUCCCGAUGGGUCAACCUCUCUGGGCUCGUUGAUUGUGCCACGAAACGUCUUUCGAAACCUACCUGCCAAUCCAUCCAACUUCUCGGAAGGGGCAGCUACAAUACCGUCUACAAACUAGUCUUCGCCGAUGACACCGAGAUCGCCGCUAGCGUGUCAGCGCAUGAUGACGAGGACUUUAAUCCCCAGGCCAAGAUGUCCGAGAUAGCAACCAUGCAGUUUGUUCGUGCGUCCGGCUUGUAUCCAGGUAUCCUGGUUCCACAAGUCCACGCUUGGGACAUUACAUUUUCUAAUCCAGCUGGUGCGCCGUAUGUUUUCAUGGACGUCAUCCACGGACGAAAGCUCGACAGCCUCACCAACGAUGACAAUAAACUUUGCGGUCUGGAUGGUAUGUCAGAUGUGCAGCAACUGGCCGUCACCAAAGCUCUGGCAAAGUUACAAUCUACUUUGUCAGUACCCGUACCGUUUGGUACGAUCGGCAGCAUUACCCUUAAUGAUGAAGGAGGUUUUAUCAUAGGACCACUCUUCACUAUCACACAGAAUAACCUUGGGGGACCAUAUCAAUCCCUCACGGAUCUCUGGAAGGCCCGGCUGGAGCAUGAGAUCUUGCAUGCUCUGAGAGAAUGGUCCAGGCUUGAGACGGAGCAGCUUUCUCAAUCCCUCUCAGAGCCUAAAUGCACCCCUCGAAAAUUUUCAGAGCUAUUCCAACUUCUCUCCUCGCUUAUACCUCAUUUCGUCCCUCCAUCGUCUUACCUCCCCUUGGUUUUAUACCAUCCCGACCUCGCACUCCGCAACAUAUUUUUUGAUCCAAUUGACGACACGAAGAUCGUGGGGCUCAUAGACUGGGGAGGCGCGCAGAUUCUCCCUCUUAUGCUCACCGCCAAGUUUCCAGACGACUUGAAUUCGAUCGGAGAGGAUCCCUGUGAGAGACCAGGGAUACCCGAUGAAGGUUGGAACGCUGUCCCGCAUGACUGGACUUCGUUCGGUGACACUUCCAAGUGGCCGAAUGUCUUCCGGGGCCCAAACGAUCAAGUAGAUCUGACCAUUCGAGCAAGCGCCAUGAUCAAGCGCUAUUACCUCCGCCAGCACUUUGGUGUAUGUUUCGCGCAGGAGAACCAUGACAGAUGUGGUGACAAUAAUCUUGGUCGCGCGAUGUUAUUCGCGCAUGCACCGUAUUAUCUCAAGUUCCAUGAAAUCAUCACGGGCGGCUGGACUUCUUUGGUCGAUCAUGCCGAGUGGAUACGUGAGACAUACUGGCGAUUAAAUGCGAUAAAACAGGACGGUCGGAGCGCUGCAUUGAUUGUUGGUCCAAACGUCUACCGCAGCUCCAUGGAGAAGCCAGUGUUUGACUUGAAUAUCUUCGAGGAGCAGUUCUCCGAAGAUGUCCAAGAUGGGGAACAGGAAAAGGACAUGAAUGUAGAUACAUUCGUCAUAUCGCGUUAUUGCUUCACCACCCUUGUUCUAUUAAAUUUAGCUGCGACAUUUGCGAUGAAGUUGGGGUACCCUACCUAGACCUUGAUAGCUUUGAUCAUCUCGUCGAUGAUAGUCUUGGCGCUCUCAUUCCAAGUAGACGACUCAUAUGUCACAUACGCCUCUGUCCUCCCCUUCCGCGCAACGAUUGUGAUGUACGUUGGCGGUUUUCCACUCGUACACAUCGACUUCGUUUGGAACGUGAUGUCCGUUUUGGACUGUGACUUUCCGUCACCGUGCCAAGAGGUGUACUUCCCCAUUCCAUACGCUUUUUCAACAUUAUCCGGCUCUAUGUUUUCCAAAUACUGUUUCACUUGCUUGAGAUCUUUCUUGGAUACACUUUCCUGUAGGUGUCUGGGAAGUUAACGAGGGAGGGGGAGAUGCGUUGGUAUGGGAAUACCUACGUUGACGUGGGCGGGCAUGAUGUUGGA